Molecule: messenger RNA, 1640 nt
Organism: Lepus europaeus (European hare)
Lineage: Eukaryota; Metazoa; Chordata; Mammalia; Lagomorpha; Leporidae
Product: HLA class II histocompatibility antigen, DR beta 3 chain-like
Exons: 6
Coding region: 53-853 (266 amino acids)
Biological process (GO): peptide antigen assembly with MHC class II protein complex; positive regulation of T cell activation; immunoglobulin production involved in immunoglobulin-mediated immune response
Cellular component (GO): late endosome membrane; lysosomal membrane; MHC class II protein complex
Molecular function (GO): MHC class II protein complex binding
Source: RefSeq, a predicted model, not a curated record
GUCACAGUGAGACUUGCCUGCUCCCCUGACAGCCACCCCUCCUGCUCUCAGAAUGCUGUGUCCUUGGCUCUCCCGAGGCCCCUGCCUGGCAGCUCUGACUGUGACACUGCUGGUGCUGAGCUCUUACCCGGCUUUGGCCAGGGACACCCGACCCCGUUUCCUGGAGCAGGUUAAACAUGAGUGUCAUUUCUCCAACGGGACGCAGCGGGUGCGGUACAUGGAUAGGCUUUUCUACAACCGGGAGGAGUUCGUGCGCUUCGACAGCGACGUGGGGGAGUACAGGGCGGUGACCGAGCUGGGCCGGCCUAUAGCCAAGGACUGGAACAGCCGGCCGGACUUGCUGGAGGACAGGCGGGCAUCCGUGGACACGUACUGCAGACACAACUACGGGGUUGGUGAGAGCUUCACGGUGCAGCGGCGAGUUGUGCCGAAGGUGACCGUGUACCCUGCAAAGACCCAGCCCCUGCAGCACCACAACCUCCUGGUCUGCGCUGUGAGUGGUUUCUAUCCAGGCAACGUUGAAGUGCGGUGGUUCCGGAAUGGAGAGGAAGAGGAGGCUGGGGUCGUGUCCACGGGCCUGAUCCGUAAUGGAGACUGGACCUUCCAGACCCUGGUGAUGCUUGAGACAGUUCCCCAGAGUGGAGAGGUGUACACGUGUCAGGUGGAGCACCCGAGUGUGACCAGCCCCAUCACCGUGGAAUGGAGGGCAAAGUCUGAAUCUGCACAGAGCAAGAUGCUGAGUGGAGUCGGGGGCUUUGUGCUGGGUCUGCUCUUCCUCGGGCUGGGGCUGUUUGUCUACCGCAGGAAUCAGAAAGGGCACUCUGGACUUCAGCCCACAGGAAUCCUGAGCUGAAGUGAGGAAGGCAGCUCUCAGGAAGAACCUGUGUCCCUGAUUCUUCACAUCAGCAGGUGUUCUGGGUGGCUCUCCCUGUUCCCCAAAGAGUGUGGUUUCUCAGCAUCCGGCUCCCUCCUGGUUCAGUGACCCUGAAGAAAAUGUCCUCCCUGAUGGUGUCCUCAGCCCCUGCCCUUCACCUGGUGUCCCAGUGCUGAUGGCAAUGCCUUCUCCGUGCUGUUUGUGUGCUCCUUUCUGUUCAGCCCUUCCUGCCUCCCCUGGAUCUGAUCUCAUUUGUGCCACAUUAUUUGAUUACAUUUUUCUCUAAUAAAUAUGAAAUAAAUAUCAUCUGCUUCAUACAACUUCAAGGACAAGAAACAGAAAAGAGAGUGAGGUUUACAUCACCAUACAAUAAGUGUUCUUUCCUCUAUGAUAAGUGUGUGAAUUAAUGCAUGUGUUGAAUAGCUUGAUGUGUGCAUUUCACAUGAAUACAUGCAUAUCAACAUUAUAUGUAUGUACAAUUUUUCCUUGUCAGUUAAUUAAAAAACAAAAGAAAAGUAAAUGAAGUCUAAAUGAAUGCAUAAAAACUGGAAACAGGCUAUAGCAAUAGAAACAUACAACAAAAUUAUGUAAUGGGCACAAUGUAGCAAGUAAAUAAAAAACUUCUUGGGUAUUUGUCUAAAACAUUUUGUAACUAUAGCUGUAAAACAGUACAAAGAUCUAAAUUCUGUGAGCUUCAUUCUCAUGCUAUUAUACUAGAGUUGGAGAUGUGUAUUAGCUUUACUCUGAGUAAAAUAUGCAAGCUGGA